Molecule: messenger RNA, 1863 nt
Organism: Microstroma glucosiphilum
Lineage: Eukaryota; Fungi; Basidiomycota; Exobasidiomycetes; Microstromatales; Microstromataceae
Product: aspartate kinase
Exons: 3
Coding region: 1-1863 (620 amino acids)
Biological process (GO): amino acid biosynthetic process
Molecular function (GO): aspartate kinase activity
Source: RefSeq, a predicted model, not a curated record
AUGCUGCAGCCAGAGCAAUGGAUUGUACAGAAGUACGGCGGGACUUCAGUGGGCAAAUUCUUGCCUGCCAUCACCUCGCAGAUCGUUCCAUCAUACCUGUCUGCAGCCGCUGCUGCCACUGACGGGCGGAGACUGCGAAUUGCACUCGUCUGUUCCGCCCGCUCGGGCUCGACCAAGGCAAAGGGCACAACCAACCUCCUCUUGACCGCAGCGACGCAGGCUCUGGAGCCGGACAACGGUACAGAUGCCGAUCUGAGCGCUUCAGCCCUGAACCUUCGCAUGUCGGCAGAGUGGAACAACAGCAGAUUCAGCAACAGCAGCAACCGGAGUUCAUCCUCUUCCUCUUCCACCGCCUCGUUGCCUGCCAAGCUGGCAUUCGAGGAGACUGUCGAGGUCCUGCUGGAAGAGCAUCUCAAAGCAGUCGACAUUGCCGUAAAGAAGGAUCUGGAGCUCAGGCAGAGGCUCGAGUCAGAUGUUCGGGCAGAUUGUGAGAGGUUGCGCCAGUUUCUGCAGGCAGCAAAGAUCAUUGAGGAGAUUUCGCCCCGGUCUAAGGACAUCAUCCUCUCGCUCGGCGAGCGCCUAUCCUGCCGACUUGUCUGUGCCGCCCUGCAGGAUCUGGGCAUCCCUGCCGAGCUGGUAGGCAUGGAGUCCGUCAUUGAUGCCGCUUUCCUUGACGAGGCAUCAUCUCGACGCCGGAGAGCAGGCGGUAGUAUCGGCAAUCAGGCAGCAGUUGAUGGCGAAGCCCUGCUGGACCAGCACUUCUACGAUCUGCUCGCAGAACGCAUGGGCGAGAAGUGUCGCGCCGCAAAGGGCGUCCCUGUUGUGACAGGCUACUUUGGAGCUGUUCCGGGCUCUCUGCUGUCACAGGUCGGGCGAGGAUACACGGAUCUAUGCGCCGCCCUCUGCGCCGUCGGCUUGGCUGCUUCCGAACUUCAGAUCUGGAAGGAGGUGGACGGCGUAUUCACUGCUGAUCCGAGAAAGGUCUCCACUGCUCGGCUCAUCCCUUCCAUUUCGCCAGAGGAAGCGGCAGAGCUGACCUAUUACGGCAGUGAGGUCAUCCAUCCCUUCACCAUGGAGCAAGCGAUCAGAAAGAGGGUUCCCAUCAGGAUCAAGAACGUAGAGAACCCUGGUGGUUCUGGGACGGUCAUCCUGCCCGAUGCCGAAGAGGGAGAGAAAGAUCACUUGGUCGAAGGACACGUUACGCAGCCUCAGACCCCUGCUGCAAGCGGUGCCAACACUCCAGGCGCCUUCCCACCGUGGGGCAUGUCCAGCGCAUACCCUGGCUUCGAUGCCAAUACCCUCAACGCUCUUUCCGCGAAUGCCAAUGGACCUCUGCCUCAACGCAGGUUGCCAACGGCAGUCACCAUCAAGGAGGACGUCAUGGUUCUCAAUGUUCACUCCAACCGCAAGACCAUCUCUCACUCCUUUUUCUCCCGCAUCUUCUCCACACUCGACCGACAUGGCGUGGCAGUGGACCUGAUCUCUACCUCGGAAGUGCACGUCUCCAUGGCCAUCUCGGCCACCUCGCUCCGUCGACCUACCCGAACACUCGAUGCAAUCUGCAGCGAGCUGGGCGUUGUAGGCACCGUCAGUGUAUUGCGUGAGAUGGCAAUUUUGAGUCUGGUGGGGAGACAGAUGAGACAUAUGGUCGGUGUGGCUGGGAAGAUGUUCACCACACUUGCAGAGGGAGGAAUCAACAUUGAGAUGAUCAGCCAGGGCGCUAAUGAGAUCAACAUCUCUUGCGUCAUUCAUGCCAAAUCAGCACUCAAAGCGCUCAACCUCAUCCACUACUCGGUGCUAGAAGUGACACCAAUCAAGCCAAGUAACGCCGAGAGCGGCAACUUUGGGAGAAGCUUCGUGUAA